CCAGUUUUGAUUGAAAUAUCUUAAAUAUUGGAUGGAUUGCCUUGAAAUUUGUAUACAUAUUCAAGGUCUCUCCAGGAUAAAUUCUACCGACUGACUUGAACAUGAAUUUUAAUCUAGCGCAGAGGGUCAAAAUUCCAAUUUGCUCAAAACGUUGGCUUAUGACCAACUCAUUUGUGUGAUACUUUGCCAAAUCAUGCUGCCAUAGGUCACUGACCCUUCCCAGGUCGCACACUGUUCAAACCAGAUGAAUGGCUCAAAACAGCUUGUGUGAGUUAAUCCCUUUCCUGUGCUAUUUAAGGAAGUGGAUUAGUAUUGCCAACAAUAUGGAGAGUCCGAGGACUUUGAAAGAGAACAUGACACUGAGUGUGGAGAGGGUCCAGGCUAUCCUUCGGCUGCAACUUAGGCUAACAUCUUCAGAAAUAGAUGUUAAUAUGAUUUAGAAGCCUCCUAACUUGCUCUGCCUUUCAGGUGCUUUUCAUAUGGAAGCAUCUUCAUUGAAAGUUGGAAUAUGAGCUCAGACUGUCUGAGAAGCAGGGUGUUUCUCUUGUGGACUUGUAGAUUAUCAACACCAGACAGGGCAGAAAUACUUUUAGAGAAAGGAGGAUGUGUAUUAGUUUAUUUGUGAAACAAAUAUUUCAUAAACAUUGUUAAACCUAUCCCUGUAGGGUUUCUAAGAUGCAGAUGAAAAGACUAUUUUCAGCCACUGAUCAGUGAGUGUAUCACCACUGUUGUAGAUGACCAGGAUGUAAACCUGGUAAUCUAAUUCACAGUGUAAAUAAAAGUGGUGUCAGACUAAUUAGAUCUCAAAAGCUAAUUUACGAUUUACACAGUAGUACUGUUUAAGAGUUGCAUUGAUUGAAGAUUAGAACUUUAGAUUAACCCACGGGGUAGUCGUGUCAAUCCCAGUCAACAACUAGAAGAGAGCAUUCAGUGGAGUGCAGAUCUCCGCCUGGAAACCGACAAUGAAGCGCCAGCGCUACCACAACUGCCAGAUGCAGCCAGUGGGGAUUUGCAAAGUGAAUAAGGUUUUUUUUGUACGAGUGUUCUGGGUUUAUCUAACAGUAUAAACUUAAUAAGGAAACAAUAAACAGGACAAUAAGUCCAAAUGUAUUUAGAACAUUUUGUUAUUUAUUUAGAACAUGUUGUUGUAGCACGCUACACAAAAUGGAACCCCUCCCUACCUUCCCUCUCCCUUCCCAAACAAAGAAGAGUUGUAUCUCACUCAGUUGUACCUCCCAGCUCCCUUUAUAGUCCAUUUAUAUGGCAUAAAAAAUACAGAACAUUGUCAGAUAAAUGUAAGAGUUGUAACUAAAUAAUCUGUUGAAUGUGCUGAUAGAGUGUAGGAAGGUCAGUGUGGAAAGCGAAGGGUUGAAGGACAAGGUGGUAGAUAUGGGAAGGGAGUAGAGUAAAGUCUGUCAGGGAUGGGACCAACAAUUAGUACAGAUUAAAAUGGCUUCAUUUAAACAAAACAGUAGAACAGUGGCAGACAAAAUCACAAAUAACAUCUUGUAAUGUUUGACUCCCCUUCCUGUAGCAGGUGGAGCAAGUGGCAUCAUGAAUGCUAGUCACCACCCUCCAUCCCUCCUCCACCUCCUCCUCCUCCUCCUCCUCCCUCUCUCUGCUAUCACUUUAUGCAUUAUCAGCUCAGUAAGUAUCUCGGAUCUAGAGCACCUUUUUCAGCCUAUAUGGAUAAAAACUCUCACAUUCACUUACUCCACUCAAGAAACUUCUCUUAUUUUUCCUUCUUCUCUGAGCUGCACCACUCAGAUCAUUUUGCUGCCACUAUUGUCGAGACCCUGGUUAUGACUGCUGUCUUCCUGGUCUCCGUGGCAGCAAAUGCAGGAGCUGCAGCCCAGGAAACAUGGGAACGCAGACUGCUGGCCAACAAGACUAUCCUGACCCUCAACCUGUUUGUGGCUGACCUGCUGUUUGUCAGCAUGAUCCCACUGAUUGUGGCAGUGCGCUGGACUGUUUCCUGGACGCUGGGGUACACGGCCUGUCGCACUGUGCUGUAUGUCAUCUGUAUGAGUGGCUGUGUCACCAUCACAACGCUGGCCUCCAUCAGUGUGGAGAGGGUCCAGGCUAUCCUUCGGCUGCAGACCGUGCCCACUUUAAACCCCAGGAUGGUGACGGCCACCCUCUUUUUCAUCUGGGCCUUUUCUGCACUGACCUGCAUACCCCUCAGCCUGUUCUUCACUGUAAUGGAAGUGGAUUUCCCUCAGCAGGAACGUGUACACAUUUGUACUCUCAAGUGGCCUGACGCAACUGGAGAGAUUGUGUGGAAUGUAGCCUUCACUGCCCUGUGCUUCCUUCUCCCAGGAUUAAUAAUUGUGUUCAGUUACAGCAAAAUAUUACAGAUCGCUAAAAGUUGUAGGCGGAGGCUCCGAUCGCGACAUGGCCAGCCACCAGUUGGAGAGUCCCUCAAGUACCAUGUGUCCCGCCAGGAUAUGAAGCUCUUCCGAACUCUUCUGGUCCUUGUGCUCUCUUUCUUAAUCAUGUGGAGCCCAAUUUUCAUCAUCACCUUCCUUAUCCUGGCCAGGAACUUCAUUGGUCACCUAGAUGUCUCUUCUACCAUGUUCUUCUGGGUGGUAACGUUCACACUGGCCAACUCAGCCCUCAAUCCCAUCCUCUACUCUGUCUGCCAGUUCAAGAACAGCUGGUGCAGGCUCUGCUGCGCCUCUGAGAUAGCACCGAUGAGAAAGGGAGCUGGUGGCAGUGGUCGAGCUCAAGGGAAACUUGAUAUACAACAUACAGUUAACCCUUAAUGUAAGACACAAUAUUUGCUUGUUGCACUCCUUAGAUGGUGCAUUCUCUUUCAUUUUAAGAUUGAAACACCUCUGAAAGAGCAAACAAUGUAAAGAUAAUUCUAAUUUUAAUAAAUAUUUGCCAUUUUGUGA
This is a messenger RNA of Morone saxatilis (striped sea-bass), 2897 nucleotides long. Its product is annotated as free fatty acid receptor 4-like. Gene Ontology annotation, molecular function: peptide binding; G protein-coupled receptor activity. The transcript is spliced from 3 exons. Lineage: Eukaryota; Metazoa; Chordata; Actinopteri; Moronidae. Gene Ontology annotation, cellular component: membrane. Gene Ontology annotation, biological process: G protein-coupled receptor signaling pathway. The record is from RefSeq and is a predicted model, not a curated record. The coding region runs from base 1632 to 2765 and encodes 377 amino acids.